Messenger RNA from Dromiciops gliroides (monito del monte), 776 nucleotides. It is a transcript of the gene PINLYP, whose product is annotated as phospholipase A2 inhibitor and LY6/PLAUR domain containing. The transcript has 5 exons. Bases 22 to 711 code for a protein of 229 amino acids. Gene Ontology annotation, cellular component: extracellular region. Lineage: Eukaryota; Metazoa; Chordata; Mammalia; Microbiotheria; Microbiotheriidae. The record is from RefSeq and is a predicted model, not a curated record. Gene Ontology annotation, molecular function: phospholipase inhibitor activity.
UUUUGCCCUUCUAUAAGGCCCAUGGGCCCCAAUCUAGGAGCAGACAGCAUGAUGAUCACCUGGAGCCCCAAGCUGGGCCUGCUGGGCCUCAGCCUGCUCUGCACCCUCUGGCCCCUUGUUCAGUGUCUGUCCUGUGAGGUGUGUAAGGACUCAGGACCCUCCUGCACUGGGAAAUUGAAGCUCUGUGAGGCCAAGAAGGAUGCCUGUGUGACUGUUGUGGGGCUGUCCACCACAGGGGGCAAAGAGUCCCUGGAUACCUCCAAAAGCUGCAUGAAGUUCAAGGACUGUUACUCUGGGUUCAUCUCCAUCACUCUGGGACCUGAAGAUCAUAUGGUGUCCAACUCCUACUGCUGCCAGGGGGACGGCUGUAACCGGGGCAGCAUCCGGAUCCCCAAGAACAAUAGCACACUGAACGGACUCCGCUGUCCAUCCUGCAUGGCCGCCUUCCAAGAAACCUGCUCCGGGGACGAGGUGGUUCAGUGCGUGGGACACGAGACACAGUGUAUCUACUUCUCGGGGACUGUACAGACAGGCAUCAUCACUACCAAAUUUGCUACCCGUGGAUGUGCCACUGAGAGCGCCUGCCACGCCCAGGUUGGUACUGAAGUGCCCUCGGUGACUUACACCUACGAACUUCGGAGGGCCGAUUGUGUCCCUGCCCCCAAACCCCCUGGCAGGGUACAGAAAAGAUCCAACAUCGCAGUCCACUGAGCAUUGCCUCUGGAGCCCAUCCCAUACCCUGUCCUCACCACCAAGCUCCUCUUGUCACUAAAUUA